AGUAAUAAAAAUGGCGCUUAUGUUGAGCAGUUUACGAUAAACAUACGUUUGCAGUGUGUACUUUAUUGAUGUAAUUAUUUUGUUGUGAUUUAUUGUAAAUUGUAUUAUUAGGAAGUGAUACCAUAUCGUGGACUAAUGAGUUUAUUGACCGAUGUCUGCCGUGGCUCCCAAUAUCCCCGGGGCUGACCCAGCAAAGGAUAUACAAAAGCGCCGUGCUGGCAGUAUUGGAUCCGAUGAAGACGACGCAAGUGGGGGGAAGUACACAAGGAUGGAGGAGGACAAUAUUCAAGACAAAGAGAGAUUUGCAAGCCGUGAGAACCACUGUGAGAUUGAACGACGACGAAGAAACAAGAUGACGGCGUACAUAACAGAGUUGUCGGACAUGGUGCCAACAUGCUCCGCGCUGGCACGCAAACCCGACAAGCUCACCAUACUGCGUAUGGCAGUAGCUCAUAUGAAGGCAUUGAGAGGCACAGGCAAUACUUCCACGGAUGGCACAUACAAGCCAUCGUUUUUGACUGACCAAGAACUCAAGCAUUUAAUCCUUGAAGCGGCAGACGGAUUCCUGUUCGUUGUUAGUUGUGAUUCUGGUCGCGUCAUUUACGUCAGCGACAGUAUAGCUCCAGUACUUAACUAUUCUCAGGGAGAAUGGUAUUCCUCAUCUUUUUAUGACCAUGUGCAUCCAGAGGAUACCGAAAAGGUUCGAGAGCAAUUGAGCACUCAAGAACCACAAAAUACAGGACGCAUUUUAGAUCUGAAAACCGGAACGGUGAAGAAAGAAGGACAUCAAUCGUCCAUGCGGCAGGUGAUGGGCUCGCGGCGCGGCUUCAUCUGCCGCAUGCGCGUGGGCGGCUCGGCCGAGGGCGCGCACCUCGGCCGCCUGCGCGCGCGCAACUCGCUCGGCCCCUCGCACGACGGACACAACUACGCGGUCGUACACUGCACCGGUUACAUCAAGAACUGGCCGCCUACAGACUUGUUUCCAGGCAUGCAGAUGGACCGGCCGGUCGACGACGAGCUGCACGCGUCUCAUUGUUGCCUCGUGGCCAUCGGACGGCUACAGGUGACGUCCACGCCGAACGCGGCCGAGGGCAGCCUGUGCAGCGGCGGGGUGGAGUUCGUGUCGCGGCACGCCGUGGACGGGCGGUUCACGUUCGCGGACCAGCGCGCCGCGCAGGUGCUCGGCUACGCGCCCGCCGACCUGCUCGGCAAGCUCUGCUACGAGUUCUACCACCCGGAGGACCAACAGCAUAUGAGGGACAACUUCGAUCAAGUAUUAAAAUUGAAAGGCCAGAUCAUAUCCCUCAUGUACCGGUUUCGUACCAAAACCAGGGAUUGGAUAUGGCUGAGGACGUCAGCCUUCGCCUUUUUGAAUCCGUACAACGACGAUGUUGAAUAUAUUGUCUGCACAAACACGCUAGCAAACCGGUCGCUGGGCAGCGCGAGCGGCGAGGCGCCGCCGGAGGAGAACUACGACUACCACUUGCGGCACCGCGACGUGUACCAGGCCGCGCAGCCCGUGCUGCACCAGCAACACCAUGCGCCGCCUGCGGGCAGCGUGGGCAUGGGCGCGGGGCCGGGCGCGGGCGCGCGGUCGCCGGGCGCGCCGGCGGGCGCGGGCUACGCGCCGCACUACGCGCCCGACUACUCGCCGCACCGCGUCGCCAACACGCCGCCCGUCACCACCUGGACCACGCUCCGACCCAGCGGUGGAGCCGGCGGCGAGAGCUACGCGUACAGCGGCGAGGCCCCCGCGGCCGGCGCGGGCCCCGCGCCCGCGGCCGACGGCUCGCCCGCGCGCUCCCCGCCCGCGCCCGCCUACCUGCCGCCUGCGCACUACCACCACAACCACCACCCGCACCCGGCACACGGUAUGUGGUCGUGGCAGGGCGGCGGCGCAGGAGCGCCGGGCACAGGAGAGAGCGCGGCGCCGCACGAACUGUCGGACAUGUUGCAGAUCCUCGACCAGAGCGGCGGCGCCGCCUUCGAGGACCUCAACAUCAACAUGUUCAACUCCAACUUCGAAUAGCGCCACGGUUCCCGAGGUUGCCGCCCCGCUUAGUCGCGCGACGCUGCUCCUGUUCGAUCCCUGAUCGACCGUGCUGCCGGAGACAACUGAACUAUCGAUGACGCAUGAAUUCGAAAGACGUGUCGCAGCUUUAUUAAAAGACGCUUCCCUAUGCGGCGGUUUCCGGUGACUCAUAAUCAAUCAUCGACCGCGGUUGACAUCAGUUAAGCGUCUGUUUGUUCCAGUUGCCUGUGGUAACACGAAACUCGAGCACUUCCCACGUCCGCGACUCUGCGUGUUGACAAUUCAACUAGAGCUUUAUCGCGGGAUGAUAUAGCUUUCAAUAAAUGGCAACCCACUGUACAAAUUAUGUACCUUACUUUGUAAAAAAACACAAAUUCACCAUACUCUCUUUUGACGCUAUUUUAUAAUUGCGAAUAAGAUUGUGGAGACUAGUUAGGUAUUGUGUUAUCGACCUAUUGAUUGAUGGGCUAAAAGGUAGAGCGAUGGAUCGGCAGCUAGUUACUUAGCAUACGUAUAUAUUUUUAUGUAAUAAAGUAAAUUAAAAAAAAAACAUAGGUUAAGAUAGACAUUUAUAUGAUAGCAAUAAGAUAAACCUUUUUUUUUAUUCAUUAGACGGUUUAGACAUUUAAUUUUUAAGAACAGAAAUAAGUUAGGUUCACCUAUUCCUGGCUGAGUAUACUUUAAGUUUAAAUUAUCUGACAUCAGAUAAAUACUGCAUUUGCUGCUAAAAUUUAAAUGUUUGAAGGAUAACUUAUUAUCUUAUUAAUGUUAAUAUUGCUUUUAAAUUGGUACCUACCUAAUGUGAGCUUCAAUGGAGCUUCAUGAUUUAUUUAGAAUUUGUUCUAAACAUAUUUUGGAAAAAUAAGGUGUCACUUUCAUGGAUGCCAAUCAAUAACGACGACAACGGCACAGAAUAUAUAAUAGUACUACCGUACAGAAAUGACGCUUCCUACAAAUCCGAAGUUUGACAGCGAUUCAGGGACGAAUCAUGCUGUCCCUUUCUAAUGUAUGGCACUAUCCCUUUCAGCUAUUUAGGGUUGUCAGAAUUCAAGUUAUUAUCUCUUAUCUGUGGUCAUGCACGCAAAGGGACGUCAAGUUGUGUCGACCCUAAUAAUUGCUCGGAGCUCAGCCGAACGGAGCCUAGAAUGCCCGGAAGGAGUAGUGUCGCCCCACUGACAACGGACAAAUCUAUACGUUUUGCCUGAUGACAGUGAUGACGGCAUAUUUUGUAAUGAACUGUAACUGUAAUGUGCAUACGUCGGACUAUAGGGGGCAGUUUGAGGGCAAGGUAAGGUUUACAAAAAAAUCUUAACUUACGAGUAUUAUAAUGUACCUAGUAUUUGUAACAUAGCCGUGUUCAUAGAACUUGACAUGCCCAGUUAACUCAUUUGUUUUGUUCCUUUCUCACAGCUGCAAAUUGUCUGAGUGACGGAUAAAGCCAAACGAACUUUUUCGCCAUUUUGACUUAUGUGUAGUCCAAGUACGUUUAUAAAUAACGCAGUUAGUUGCUAUGAUAUUUGGAAUUUCACAUUAUAAAUACUAGGUACCAAAUACUAAGUACAAAUACUCGAAAGUGAAUUGAUUGAUUUGCGAACCUUACCUAUCAUUCUGACAUGCCACGAAAACGCCCGCUGGAGACCGACGUAUAAUGUGUAAUGCCGCAUAAAUGAUUAAGUUUAGUGAAUCAAGUAUUAUAUAUUAUGAAUUGUUUUAUUAUAUUAGUUUUCAGGUCACAAUGUUUUAUUGAUGAUUGAUGAGCGUGACAUCAAGCUCUAAAUCGAGAAAGACUUUUUUUUAUAUUUUCCUACAUGAAACUUUUAUCAUGUAUUUAAUGCUGCAAUGAACUUAUUACCAAGGGAAUAUUGAGUCCAUAUUGAUUUUUGUGCUAGGGAACAGUGUUAAUAAACUAGUAAGCAAUAUGUCCGCCGAUUCUCACCUUUUAGCCGCAUUUGGUAUUCAACACAUUCUAAUAAACCCUUAGCAAUUUUUAUUUUAAGUUAUUUUUAAUUACUACUUACAUUAAAGAGUAUCUAUGAUAAUUAUGUAUACAUUUUCAUUGAGAACAUAUAUUUUUAGGGUGGUCCUUAUUUCGUCUAAGUUAUAUUUUUCUUCGGGGCACCCGCUUAAUGUAAAAUCAUUAAAAAACCAGUGUAAUAUUACAUUCAGAAUUUUUAAAUACAUUUAAGGGUCGCUACUCCAACCCCUACCCCACUUUGAAUAAUUGUUAGAUUCAGAAAAAAAUUACAAUUUUUUAGUGUUAGAUUUCACAUUAAGCAGGUGCCCCGUAGAAAAAUAUAACUUCGACGAAAUAAGGACCACCUUGAAUCUUUUUACCAGAGCCUAACAUCCUAUUGGGAUAUAAAUAAAGAACUUAUACUGGCUCUGAUAUUAUCUUAUUUUUAGAUCGAUAGAAUUGAGUAUUAAAAUUUGUAAAAUGAAUUUUUCAUUAAAAUUAAGUACAUAAACAUUGA
Molecule: messenger RNA, 4503 nt
Organism: Cydia fagiglandana
Lineage: Eukaryota; Metazoa; Arthropoda; Insecta; Lepidoptera; Tortricidae
Gene: tgo
Product: aryl hydrocarbon receptor nuclear translocator homolog
Exons: 14
Coding region: 152-2029 (625 amino acids)
Biological process (GO): regulation of transcription by RNA polymerase II
Cellular component (GO): transcription regulator complex; cytoplasm; aryl hydrocarbon receptor complex
Molecular function (GO): RNA polymerase II cis-regulatory region sequence-specific DNA binding; DNA-binding transcription factor activity, RNA polymerase II-specific; protein dimerization activity
Source: RefSeq, a predicted model, not a curated record